UCGUGUGUCAAAAUCUAUGUCGUCCUUCAUUCAUUGACUUUUUGCUGAGAUAUACACAUCAAGUCAGGCAUGCAAUACUUGUAUCGUCUUUUUUAUAUGAUAUAACGAAAGAAUCAGAGGAGUUCCAAAUGGUGUAAUUAAAUUUUUAGUUUCGGUUUUAAAAAGAAUAUUGAAACAUUACUUAACGAUGGACCGCUCAAAAAUAAAGAUUGAACAAGAUGUGUGGGAAAAUUCUUUCGUAGAACAAUUUUACAAUCGAGAAUGUCCUAUCUUUACACAUAAACAUGUACAUGAAAAUAUGAAAGAUGAUCCAAACUACGACGAGAAGAUUAAGCUGAUAGAGAAAUGUCAGGAACUUGGUAGAUAUACUUAUUCUAUAAGUAAAAAGCCACCAUUGAACAUAGCUAUCAUUGGCACACCAGGCGGAGGCAAAUCGUCGCUAUUAAACACCAUAUUUGCAAGUUUUAGUACAGAUUGUUGGAAAGAGUUCGUUAUAUUUGGAUCUCAUGGCAGAGCUGGUAAUACGAUUACAACAGAGUUCACAAGCUACAAGAAAGAUAGUUACUACAAACCUGUAGGAGAUCAUCGUAUGCCAACCUUUUUGGACAUGCCUGGAUUUGAGGACGAUGAAUCCAAAGAAACGUUAGCCCUUCUCGAGAUGGUAUUUACUGGUAGAAUAAAGGAACAGGAGAAAAUGAUAGAACUCAAAAAGUAUGCUCUCAAAUAUGGCGUACAUGCGUUGCUGACCAAAUACAAUAAGAGAGUAUGUCACCGUCCAGUUGAUCGGAUAAUUGUGGUCUGUACGUCAAAUCUCGACGAACCUUUACCAAAGAACUUUUUAAAUGCUGUUUGGGAGGCUGCAAGAAAACACCGAGGAAUACCGGUUUAUGGAGUAUUGACAUGCAGGGACAGAUAUCCUCCGGAUACCGUAGAAGACAAAAUUAAAGAAUUUCGCAAUCUCCUGGCAUUACCACAAUGUCGGUUUGCACAUAUUAUAAAUUACUGUGAUGCCAUUCAAGUUAGCAGAGGGGUACAUCGAGAUACAAUAAUUCCAUCGCUGGAUGUACCAGUAUUACAGUUCUUGAAACAGGUUUUGAAUCCACGUCAAGAAGAUCCAACACCGGAAGAAGUCAGUAAAAUGGACAUAUUGUCACUUUUCGCAUUCAUAUUCGCUGUAAUGGCAUUUGUAUAUGUACUUUUAACUUCCAAUAACUAACUUUGAUUGUGUUUAAAAUUCAUAGCCAUGAAACCAAUGUUAGACUUUGAGCGCGUCUUAAUUGAUAUAAAUUAUGUAAUAUAUAACUAUUGAUUUG
This is a messenger RNA of Mytilus trossulus (common blue mussel), 1313 nucleotides long. RefSeq lists its product as uncharacterized. The record is from RefSeq and is a predicted model, not a curated record. The transcript is spliced from 5 exons. Lineage: Eukaryota; Metazoa; Mollusca; Bivalvia; Mytilida; Mytilidae. Bases 188 to 1216 code for a protein of 342 amino acids.